Parathielavia appendiculata is the source of this 667-nucleotide messenger RNA. RefSeq lists its product as uncharacterized. The record is from RefSeq and is a predicted model, not a curated record. Lineage: Eukaryota; Fungi; Ascomycota; Sordariomycetes; Sordariales; Chaetomiaceae. The transcript is spliced from 2 exons. Bases 63 to 608 code for a protein of 181 amino acids.
ACUACUUCACUCCACAGUUUAAAAACCGAUCAUAUCAUCGCUGCUGGACGAUAACCGACACGAUGAGCUACGGGAUCCCCGAUACUCGAUACUUGCUUCGGUGCAGCGUGCGCGCCACUCGCCUCAUCGAGCCCGAGGCCGAAGACGAGUGCAUGAACGACGCCGAGCAUGACGAGGUCGAUGGCGAGGUGACGAACGACUCAGAGUAUCCCGGCGUCAGGCCUGAGACACCAGAGACGCCGACUCCCGCUUCUAGACCCCACACCAACAACUCAUCCCAGCCCGCCCCAGCCGCCACCAACAGCAACACCCCGCCCUACCCGUUUGCAGCUCCUGUCUCCCCGCCAACGCCGCAGCCAGCCAACCCCCGGCGGGUGCUGUUCCCCAACGCCCCGCAUACGGGCGACAGGUCGCGGCCGUUUGCGCCACUGCGUCGUCCUGCUCCUCCUCGGCUUCCGCCACUGUCGUGGUCUCUCGCUGCUGGUGGUAAUGGUCACGAUGGUCACGUUGAUGGUGACGGUGAAGGUGACGGUGAAGACGGACUGCCCGUCGAUGCGCAAGAGUUCUGGGACAGGGUCGGCAGGGGGCACGUGUCGAUUGACAGGUAAGCUGCAAACUCCUUUUUGUUCUUUGUUCUGCGUGUGUGGAUUGUUUGUACCCCUUUACG